This is a messenger RNA of Columba livia (rock pigeon), 5498 nucleotides long. RefSeq names its product zinc finger FYVE-type containing 19 (gene ZFYVE19). The transcript is spliced from 11 exons. Gene Ontology annotation, molecular function: phosphatidylinositol-3-phosphate binding; metal ion binding. Bases 165 to 1679 code for a protein of 504 amino acids. Gene Ontology annotation, biological process: abscission; mitotic cytokinesis checkpoint signaling. Gene Ontology annotation, cellular component: cleavage furrow; midbody; centrosome. Lineage: Eukaryota; Metazoa; Chordata; Aves; Columbiformes; Columbidae. The record is from RefSeq and is a predicted model, not a curated record.
GGUGCGGCGGCCUCCCCGCACUGAUAGUCCCGGCUGGCGGCCGUACCGCGGGUCUGCGGCAGCUGGAGGAGCUGAGGGGGCACUGCGGAGCUGGGCAUUGCGGGGUCUGAGCGCCGGGCAGGGCGGCGGCCGCGCCUCCGGUAGCACCAUGGAUCACCGGUGCUAUGGAUGUGCGUCCAAGUUCUCUGUCUUCAAGAAAGAGGCAAGUCCGCCGGAGGGGGGCCCGGACCGACCGGCCCGCGGGUGCCUCCCCGCAGUGCGAGGGUCUGAGAGGGGAACCGGGGACACGCUGCCCGGCCCGCGGCGUGACCUGUUGUCCUUCCGUGCCCUGUGAGUCCUCCUGGUGCCUGGUCUCAAUAUGUCUUCAAUGUGGGUGCAGGAGCUGCGGACGGUCGUUCUGCUCGGGCUGCCUCAGCUUCAGCGCUGUUGUUCCCCGCUGUGGAAGCGCUCAGCAGAAGGUGUGCAAGCAGUGUCACGGAAAACUAACUGGAGAGGGAUCUCAAAGCAAUUCAGCAAAAUGGUCACCACCAGAAAACUACAAAAGGCGUGUGGCAGCUUUUGAGGCCAAGCAAAACCAGCUGAGAGAACAACAGAAGGGAGCUGCAAAACCCCCAGCUCAAGCAGGCUCUGGAUACCAGAGGCUCUCAAAAGAGGACAGAGCUAUUGCAGAGAGACUGGAGAGACUCAGGGAGGAAAGGAAACCGAAGUCCAUCCCCACUCAGGCUGAGAUUGAAGCGAGGCUGGCUGCCCUGAAGGAGGACUGCUGGGGACCUGUUCCAUCCACGCAGGAGAUGGAGGACCGGUUGGCUGUCCUGCAGGGGAGAGAUCCUCCUUCCCAGGCUCCCAGACCUGUACACCAGCCUCCUGAUACCAGAAGUCUGGUCCAGCAGACAGAUGACCUCUUAACUCAACUGUCCGAGGAAGUUGCCAUUGAUGAGCAUUACAGACCAAGAGUCCAGCCUCAAGCUGUUAGUAGCCAAAGUCUGAAUGAUCUCAAUCGGGACAGUGAAGAUUGUGUUUGCCCUGCAAAUCUGGACUCAAAACAGCUAGAGGAAGAGAAGAAUAAACUUCUGGCAGAAGCUGCUGCUGAACUGCGGGAAGAGAACACUAGGCAGGAAAAGAUCCUGCAAGUUGCCAAGAGACUGGCAGCGCUCAAAGGCGAGGACCCAGAGAAAGUUUCACUGGAAACCUAUAAACUCCCUGACAGCGACGAGGAAGUGGCUGAGGAGGAAGCUAUUCGCAGGGUGCUAAAGCAGCUCACAGAGGAAGCAGCCCUGGAUGAAGCAAGUGGAUUCAACAUUCCUCCUGAUCAGACCACCCAACCCUUGCAACAGAACCUGCAUAAGAAAGCAAAGCAAAAGAGCCAGACUCCAGCAACCACAGUUUUUGCCAGGGCAGAUGACAGUGAUGAGGAGGAGUUACCAUGGUGUUGCAUCUGCAACGAAGAUGCCACUUUGCGCUGCCAUGGCUGCGAUGGGGACCUCUACUGCCAACGCUGUUUUCGUGAAUGGAAAGAAAGAAGUCUUGAUGAGGUCCUGAGAACUGUAUUCAGUGCUCCUCAGCCAGCAUGGAAAUUCCUAGAAGAAACUAAAGGAACGACAUUUUGUCCUGUUCCCCAGGUUAAUAUGCCCUUUGACAAUCAGGAAAACGUGCAGUUUAGCUCUCUGCUGUGUGUGUAGCUCUGGAAGGAGUGGAGACUUCAAACCACUGGUACAAAGUUCACAAACCUGGUGGUGUUUCUCAGUGACCGUAAGUUCUAAACAUACUCUGUAGUGAUGUUGCUGAUCAUGGUUUUUGUGGGGAAAAUAUAAAUUUCCUUCUGACCAAAGCUGGGUAUUCCAUGUGGGCAAGGUCAUUUCUUCUGAGGAUUGAUGACUCUUCGGAGACCUUUCAAUCGACUAAGCAAUUCCGUAAUGAAGUCCUACAAUGAGAAUUGGUCAAAGAAAGGUAUCAUAUUAAUUCCAGUGCUUACUAUCCAAAGAGUACUAUGGUGCUUGCAUUAUUCCCACAUUCACCUUCAUGUUGAGCAGAAACAGAAUUUUGACAUGUAUUGAGUAAAUCUGUCUUUUAGCUUAGGGAAGGAGACCUUUUGAUGGAUGAGAAGGGUCUAAAAGCCCCUCUAUUUCCUUCCCCCUGGCUUCCUCUGGAGCAACCAUGUUUACUUUCUCCCCAGGAGCCAGCCAACCCCUCUUCAUCCCAGAUGCCUGCUUUACUACCUUGAGAUGACCUCAGGAUGCUGUUGUCUUUUGUUAGGUUCCACUCUUUCCUCUUGCCAACUAUAACUUCCUGCCCACUUCUGCUGCUCUCCCAAUCCGGGGCAAAGCAAGCUGUCCCUCUUGUUGGACCUGUAAAGCUCCAUGUUGUAGAUUGCGAACCAUCUCGGAUCUGUGCCAAUUCUACAAGGAAGUGGCUGGCAGAAAAGAGGUGGAGCAAAACACACGUAGGACUAAUGAUAACCUGGAGCAGGGGUUGCGGACAGGCAGAGCAGGUGAUGAGCAGUUAAUGGAGAUAAACCCUGACUGCUUUGCUGACACAGCCAAGGACUAUGAACUGAACCGAACCAUCUGGUUAUUCCAAGUAGAAGUCAGUGUGACUAGUGCAAAGUUUACCCCCUGCAUGACAAUAUCACCAUGAAGGAGUGGGCAGCCUUUCUUCACCCAAAGAGGUAGCUACAUGUCUCUGUAAUUAGGCAAGGUCACUGGAAGUAUUACAGCUUGUUACCAUUUGUGCUGCGUGGAAGCCCCACUUCCUCAGUUGGGUGAGGAGAGGUUGCCUGCUGCAGCAUGCUCUGGAAGUACAUGCCUAGGAUCACACAUACCUUUUCAGUCAGUCCCUUCAGAGGAAACCAGUUUGUUUUCUAUGCCUGCUUUCUACAAAUACCCUGUUUCCUUGAAAAUAAGACAGGUUCUUAUACGACUUUUGCUCCGAAAGAUGCUUACUUUUUACAUGCAUAGCUGCCUGGACACUAUUUAAAUUGACUUUUUUAAUUAACUGUAACUAGGGCUUAUUUUUGGAGUAGGGCUUAUAUUUUGAGCAUCCUCAAAAUCCUGAAAAAUCAUGCUAGGGCUUAUUUUCGGGGAAACAGGCUAGGUUGUUAUGAUCUUUUAAGGGGACUGAAUUCAAAGUCACCAGGGUGAGAGUACAUACUUUUGCAAAUGGGGCAGCAGUAUCUGUUUGUAGUUAGCAAGUACCAUACUGUCUGCAAGACACUUUCACAGCUCAUGAAUCAGUAGAGCAAACUCUUGUCAGUUUUCCCUCUGGGAAUACGGGGUCUUGCCCAAUAUCUGAAAUUCAGACACUCUGAAAACUAUUCUCCAUUGCCAACCUUGUCUGCAGAACCCCUGCUAGCAGACUAUCUGUGAUGAUUACUACAGUCAAGUUUAAUUUCUAUGAUAGUCGUGCAUCCACCUAAUUUUCUGUACGUGCAUCACUGUACGGCUGCAUAGGCUUGACAAGACAUGGAGCCCGAUGACUGAUGACCAAGCACAAUGUUCACAUACAGUGGAUGUAACUGGAGCAGUGAUGGGGGACCCCAUUUUGCACAGGUAUGCACUGCAGCAAAGGCAAUUGUUGUGUGAUCUGUGCCCAACACUGCAAAGUACUGAGCUCCAAUCCUUUUGACAUUGUGACAGCUUGUGGGAUUUCUUUAACCAACUCAAAACAGCACUUGUAACGUUCACAUGGGGAAAAAAAAAAUAUGUAAAACUAACUGCUGUGGCCAAUGCCCAAUCCAGUCUCGUGGCCAUCCUACAUUCUUCUCAACCGUAACAUUUAAGUGGUUUAAGCCAAGAAUGCAUUUAGCUAACAGUGUGCAAGAGGGUUAUGUGAGCUGUAUCACUAUCUAUGACUUUUCUAGAGUGAGGAUCAAAUAGCUACUCAGGCUCAUCAGCUCAGGGUGACCAAAACAUGGAAUGUUGGCUGUAAAGUAUAAUCCGUUAUUUGCUCCCCUGCUCUGCCAUCAGCUUACCCAUAUAGAUUUACAUGUAUUUUUCUAACACAGCAGAAUAUGAAGUGGCAAAAACCUCCCAGUGGGUACGAAACCAAUAUGCAGUGUCAUGUUAGGCAUAGUAAUAUCAGCCAUUCAGCCAAGCAGCAAUGAAGACACCGUGUAACAUACAUAUAUUGAUGGUGCUUCACUCACCUCUGUCGGGCUGGAGCACUCAUGGAGGAUUUCCUAAAAACCAAAGGUGAGUCAUUUUAGUAUUUUAUGAGCUGACCUAUUCUCCCCUCCCUCCAAAAAGGGCAGGUAUAUAAUUUUACUGCAUUUGGCAGGCUGAGACAUAAGGAAGCAGUGUGCCAACACUGCAUACCUGCACUCUGUACCCACACACCACAGCUGUUCUUUGUGAAGGAAGUCCCUAAUGUAAAGUCACCAUGUCCCUCUAUCUGACCUGUAGUUUUAAUUUCUGUUCUUCGUUAGGGACCUCCAGGAGAUCUUCAAGAUCAAUUUGUGGUUCAGGAGCUGCUGCCUCUGUUUCCUCUCUUAGCUAAAAGGAAAACAGAAUACACAAUUAAUAAACCUUCAAAAUUUAAGAACUCUAGAGGCCAUCUUUGAAGCACUGAGCAGCUGAGAAGGAACUAGUUACAAUAAAACCAUGCUGCAAAGUUGAGGCUAAGAUACAAAUAAUGUCAAAAUAAGGAGCUUCUUAUAAAGAGGGCACAGAUUUCAGCCCCUCUGUGGUGUCUGCUACAGCCACACAUUGUUCGUCUUUUCCCACCUCAACACUUAAUAAUGCUGCUCAGGCAUCAUGAUCCAUCGUGAGAAGACCCUUUCAAGAAUAUCUAGCUGCAAUUGCCAACUGCAGUGCAAUGUAGGCCACCUGGGGCACCUCUCAUCUAUGAAAGCGCUCUCAGGUUCACCAAAUGGAAAUUUAGCGGGCUUAAUCUUAGAAAGGCACAACUAAUACAUGGAGAUUUUAGGCUUUUAGGCUCUAUACGUUCACAUGGUUGAUACUUACACUAAGGGUUUUUACAGUAACAGAGAGAAAAAGAAUUACACAUUUGAAAGGCUUAACUUAAUAUUUUGUCAACUUUCUCUAACAGACAUAACAGGGAUAUAAUAACCUCUAAUGUAAGAGAGACCUCAAGCUUUGGUGAUUUGAGUAUUAAUCUUGUAUGUGGGUGCUAAUUGGAAGCAUUUGUAAAUGUGGUCAGACACAUUUUAACUCCACAUGUCUCUACAAGACUGUAAGACAGGCAGGCUGUGGCUUCCAGUGUAUUUGUAAAAACCAUUAUUUGACAACGCAACACAACACUAGUGAUAUUUUAAUGUAGUAAUCAGCAGAAUAAGGAUACUGCGUAAACAGUGCAGUACCUAAUUGCUGGAUAACAUUUAUGGAAGUGUAUGUAAAACAAACAAUAAAGGCAAUACUUACGGGAAAAAAGGAAACUACUUCUGAGCAGCCUCUGAUACCAAACCACAGAGGAAAUAGAAAACCUUUGUUCAGCUUUGUUACACAGCUGACUUGACAGUAAGUAAUAAAGCAGAGUUAAAUAUA